UGUUCGAGUAACCGAGGUUUUCUAUCUUGUCUGGCCGGUAGUUGUUGGAGUUACCGAGGUGUUCUAUUUAGUGCCGUAGAUGAGGCGAGCUGGUCGAGAAUGCUUUUCCGCGUUCAGUUCGUUUGUUCCGCUCUUGUACCUAUAUCACAGCUUAUACUAACCAUUUAAGUGUUUCCGCAUGUUUUUGGUAUUGCUUCUUCAGCAAUAAUUUCCUCCGUCUCUGAGAAACAAAGUAGACGAGCAUGCAUCGUAUGAGCCAUUAAUAUGAAAGUAGAAGUGAAGGUCCAAUAUUCUUCGCGUCAGAUUUCAUCAUUGUUUAGACUUUCGAUAGUCGGGAGACUUCAUACGAUCACUGGGUCCUCUUCGAAAGGACGUCCAGAUGAUGUCAAACAGAAGCAUCGAGCUCCCUUUCCUGCACGACUCUUACAUCCCUCAAACCGGGAUCUUCACCGGCUCCUUCCCAGACUUCUACGGUACAAGUGACUUAGGGUUCCCGUGUCUGCCGAAAUUUUUUGAUUGCGAACAGGAAAGUAGUCCUGAUUUGGAAACAACCUCAGACUUCUCUUCGCUUUGCAACAGUCCGGAUAUGUCGGCUAGUGACUCGGACUUCUCGAGUGGCGAUGACGUCAGUGUGACGGAGACACUCAUGCAGGAUAUUCUGACAGUUGCCAUGGAGACCGAAGCAGAGCUACAAACAGCAGAGUCUCCCUCAAUAAACGGACCAGCAAAUAGUCUCGAAGACCACAAUCUAAUCAACGACGCAAUGAUUAGCUCGACCAACCACAAUAUAUCGACCACGAGACGAACCUUAGGUUGCGCAACUACAGAAAACGCCAUGUGCUACCUGGCUAAUCCGACCGCGUGUGGAAUCCAGAACCUCCUAGCCCCAAGCUCCCUCUGUACUACGUCCACAACAACCCCUUUGAUCGGCCCGACCACAAAAGGCACAAUGGAUAACCUCGUUAACCCGACCAUAACAGACAUCAGCCAUGACUGCUUUGUUGCACAGACGAGAACCGAACGAGAGGACAAAGGGACACAGUCUGAGAGAACGUGUUCUGCGCAUGCGCAAGGAAUCAACGAUAUCACCGGCGACAAGGUCGAGAAGGAAGCACCAGCCUUAGACUGGACUUAUCUUGAAAAACCGACUCGACGGUGUGCGCCAGCUAACAACUCGUCCAAACCCCUCAACUCUGCUACUAAACCCGAUAAGAAAGUCCACAGACCUAAAGUGAAAAAGACCAUUCAUUUGUGGGAAUUUCUUGAGGAGCUCCUGGACAACAAAGCAUACUCACCUAAAUUCAUCACGUGGGUAUCACGUGACGACGGCAUGUUCCGCCUCGUGGACUCGAAAGCGGUCGCGAGACUUUGGGGGCAGCGGAAGAACCGUCACGACAUGACGUAUGAGAAGAUGAGCCGCGCUAUUCGCUAUUACUACGAGCGCAAGAUUAUCAAACACGUGGACGGACAGAAACUGAACUACCAGUUUGGUGACGAAAUCAACGAGAGGCGGUCACGCAAGGAGAGUGCAAAGAGAGAAAAUCAGACUGCGGUCACGCAAGGAAAGGGAGAGUGAAAUAGAUGAAGAUAAAUAUUCUAUACUUAUGUAAAUAAUCGACACAUUUUCUAGUUAUCAUCCAUUAGCUAAUAUUGCUUUGAUUACUAUGACUGUUCAUUUUUAUAUGUAUGAUCCCUGCUUACUAACCGAGGGCCAUAUGUUAGAAAACUGUAUAUUCGGUUUAAUAUGCUACCCUCGAUAAACAAAGAUUACAAAGAUUUUGUAAAUAUAUAUUGUUGUAACCAUUUUGGUUAAUGAAUCUACAGUAUCAAAUGCUAUUUCUUGUACUAAGGCCUGGCUGAACUUGUGUUACAUGUUACGACAAGAGGCAAUUUUUCCAGCAACUUGCAACGUAAUUUUUGUUGUGUUGAGAGUUGCAAGAAAGUUACCUGUGUAACAUUCCCUAUUUGCAAUGUAAGUUUUUGUUGCGUGUUUUUACUCUUCUACUUCUUUAAAUAUUGCGUGAAAAAUUGCACCGUAUAUUAUCUCCCUGCAACCUGAAUCUUUUUAAUUUGUCAUUGUUGCAUUGCAAGUUGCAGGAAAAUUGCCCCGCUUAUCAUGGCUUUUAGUCGUGUACAAUAUUUCAGAGCGACAUGUACCCCUGUUCAGCCACUUUUAACCCAGUUCUGCACUUACAUGGAAAUAAAAUAAUAUUCUUUUUCGUGUGUAUACAAUUAUAAUAAUGUAUCGUUUUAGAUACUGAGAAAGAAUAAUCCAUAACUAUGCAUUGUACAAACCAUAAAAGCAGAGGCAUUUCUUUUUGUAAGUAGUGAAACGAGAUCGGAAUAAAAGAUAAAAAAAAAACA
Molecule: messenger RNA, 2364 nt
Organism: Nematostella vectensis (starlet sea anemone)
Lineage: Eukaryota; Metazoa; Cnidaria; Anthozoa; Actiniaria; Edwardsiidae
Exons: 5
Coding region: 380-1576 (398 amino acids)
Biological process (GO): regulation of transcription by RNA polymerase II; cell differentiation
Cellular component (GO): nucleus
Molecular function (GO): sequence-specific DNA binding; DNA-binding transcription factor activity, RNA polymerase II-specific
Source: RefSeq, a predicted model, not a curated record